Exserohilum turcica Et28A is the source of this 996-nucleotide messenger RNA. RefSeq lists its product as uncharacterized. Gene Ontology annotation, molecular function: RNA binding. Gene Ontology annotation, biological process: positive regulation of mRNA splicing, via spliceosome. Bases 1 to 996 code for a protein of 331 amino acids. The transcript has 2 exons. The record is from RefSeq and is a predicted model, not a curated record. Lineage: Eukaryota; Fungi; Ascomycota; Dothideomycetes; Pleosporales; Pleosporaceae. Gene Ontology annotation, cellular component: U12-type spliceosomal complex; nucleolus.
AUGUCGGCUCCAAGCGCCCGUCACUGGGAGCAGAACAAGGAAGCCACCGUAUAUGUCGGAAACCUCCAUGAGCGCGUUACACCCCGUAUCCUCCACGAGCUGAUGCUCAACACCGGUCGUGUGCGAAACGUUAACAUGCCAGUCGAUCGCGUCAACGGCCAGCACCAAAGUUUCGGCUUUGUUGAAUUCCACACAGAAGCCGAAGCCGACUACGCCUCCAAGAUUUUGAACAAUGUCGCUCUCUACGGAAGUCGGAUACGCGUUAACAAGGCAUCCGCCGACAAGCAGAAGAAUGUUGAAAUCGGCGCGGAGCUGUUCGUGGGUAAUCUCGACCCAGGCGUAGAUGAAAAGACCCUGUACGACACAUUCAGCCGAUUCGGACCACUGGUGAAUGCGCCAAAGGUUGCGCGCGACGAAAUCACGACGGCAUCCAAGGGCUACGGCUUCAUAUCCUACGGCGACUUCGAGUCCUCGGACGCGGCUAUUGCCAGCAUGCACAACCAGUACAUCAUGUCCAAACAGAUCACAGUCCAGUAUGCGUACAAGAAAGAUGGAAAGGGCGAGCGCCAUGGAGACGAAGCGGAGCGUAUGCUUGCCAAACAAGCCAAGGCGCACGGAGUCGCACCCGCCGUGCAGCCCCUACCCGCACAUCUCUUCCAGCUUCCUCCAGGCGCUGCCCCGAGUGGACCGGCCAUGGGCGUAGAUGGACGAGGCGUACCUGGAGCACCAAGCGGACCAGGAGGAUAUGGUCCACCCAGCGGCCCUCCUGGUUUUAUCCCCAACGCACCCGCAGGCUAUGGAAGGCCUCCCCCGGCCGCCCCUAUUCCUGUUGGCCAUCCCUCACUUCCACCUCCUCCGACUGGUUUGCCUGCUCGCCCACCAAGCGGUGCCCCGACAAACUUCCCUCCGCCUCCAGGGUUCAACGCUCCGCCACCAGGCUUUGGCCCUCCACCCGGAUUCGGGGGUCCCCCCGGUUACGCCCAGGCGCCCAGAUAG